Molecule: messenger RNA, 732 nt
Organism: Adineta steineri
Lineage: Eukaryota; Metazoa; Rotifera; Eurotatoria; Adinetida; Adinetidae
Source: the annotation of a GenBank genome assembly
AUGUUUUUAAGGUCCAUAAUCAAUAAAAAUCUUUCGAUUUUUCAACAUACAUCUUCUCGUUUGUUAUCAUCAUUCUCGAAAAAUUAUGUUUGUGAUUCGUCUGUUAUUGAAGCUUAUCAAACAAAUAAAAAAUUGAAAUCAAUUAUUGAUCGACAAGAACAUCAAUUUUAUUAUCAUGGUGAUAAAAAAGAACAACAGAUACCAACAGUUUUUAAACAAAUUUCAACCAAUUCUAAUCUUCCAGAAAAUGUACACUAUCUUGUCAAUUCCACAUCUGAAAAUUCCACUGAUGAUGAUAAGACAAAGAAAACAUCUGUUGAAGACUUUAUUCACCUAACAGCUGCUAAUGAUCGUAGUAAAGGUACAUUUCCUGGUUUAGUUGGUAUGGAAAUUUUAUCUAUAAAACAUGGUUAUGUUUCUUGUCAACUUAAAAUUCGUGAAGAACUUUUGGCACCCAAUGGUUAUCUUCAUGCUGGUGUUGUUGUUACUUUUGCUGAUACUGCUUGUGGUUAUGGUUGUAUUCAGUCAAAACCUACUAAUGCAAAAUUAUUUACUACAAUUGAAUUGAAAUCAAAUUUUUUAGGAACUGUUAAACCCCCAGCUGUAAUAUCAUGUGUAGCUCGUUUAACACAUGGUGGAAAAACAACACAAGUUUGGGAUGCUGAAGUAAAAGAUACAGAAAAAAAUAAAUUAAUGGCACUCUUUCGAUGUACACAGUUAAUUAUUUAUUAA